GGCGGAGCGGAAGGGCGUGAGGACCCCACAGUUUGUCUCUGCUUCUCCCUUUCCCUCUACCUCUCAGGCUUCUUCAGGCUCACAGGCUUGAAGCCGCCCGACCUCUGUCUUCCCUUCUUCCUAGCCUCCUAUUGUCUCACUAAUUAAAGGCGCCUUGAGUAAUUCCCCCUGCUGCGAGCCGCUGGCGCUGCGCCAGCAUCCCGCUGGGGACAGCAGCCGCGGGCGCCUGGUACCCGGGCGCCGAGGAGACACCUGGGCGCUGGCGUGGGACAGCUGGGGAAGGAGGCAGAGCGGGGCAGAGAGGACGUAGCCCAGGGACCGGACCGGAAAGGCAGAGGUAACUAAGCUCCGCAGCCAGGAGGAGAGGGUUCUGGAAGGAGCCCUGAGAAUUCUCCCCAAUGCUCCACCUCUGAGCAGGGACCUCGGAACCCACCCCUCAGCUGGGCAGAUGGCAGGAAGUCAGGCAGCUGCAGUGCCUCCUCCUGGCAGCUAGGCUGGAAGCCCCUGGCACUGCUGGCUCCUGACCAGCUGCACCUUCUGACCAGCUGUUUCCCCAGCCCCGCCUCUCUGCCAACGUUCCCCCCUCCUCCUACCCAGAACCCCCAGACCCUCAGUCUCUUCCUGCCUGAGGAUCCCAAAGGGCAGAAGCCUGAGGCCAGGUGGCUGCCCUGAGGGGUGGUGAAGAGGUGGCGGACCUGUCCAGGAGAAGGCAGGGACUGCCUUGCCCCAGCUGGGUUCAAAGCCAAUUCACCUGGGACUUCAAACAAUUAAUUUCCCCAAUCUGCAAAACGAUCAGCUUCAGAGGGAAAACAAUUAGCCUGCUGCAAAUUGUAAUUGUCAUCUCACUCCUGAUUUUAAUUUGGACUAAUGAGGGCUAAGUGAUUCGGGCUCCCUCCCCUCCCACUGCCCCAUGGCCCUGGGUCCUCACCUGCCAGCGGGCAUUUAUCGCUGGGCUGCCCGUUUUGCACCAGAGGCUGAGGGAGGCCUGGGGUCUGGCAUGGGGCAGGGUUGGGCUGAGCAGGGGCUGGCAGGAGGGAGGCAGGAAGAGAGUACCUGGGGCCCACAGGGGAGCUGCCUGUUUACAAGGCUCCUAGGCAAUCAAAGUUUUAUUGAACGGAAUUGACUACCAGCUCCAUCCUCUGUCACAGCCAGUUACCUCUGGUGGCGCGGUCCCUGGGGACCCAGCUUCCAGGAGCAACUGCCGACCUCCCUUGGUUCAGGCGCCUCUGCCCCGCCUUGCUCUUCCCCACCCACUGCCUGCUCUCCUGUGGUGAGGCUGCGAUUCCCUGCAGCUGGGAGAGGGAUCCAGUGCCCGCCAUCUGCUGCUCAUGGGGGCUGCUGUGGGUGACUUUGCAUCAUUUAGCCUAAGCCCGCUUCUGCUAAACAAACCAAGGCCUGGAGCAGGGACUUGCUCAAGGUCACACAGGGGGCCGGCCUCAGGAGGAGGAACACACCGCCCAUCAUCAUGCUUCUUAUGGCUUACUUGUCUCUCCUCUCCUUGGGUGCUGCUUUGCGCUCUUGCUCAUGGCUCCGCCCCCAGCACAGUGCCUGGCAUCCUCAAGGAUGCAGGACAGGAGGCACCGAUAAAGUCUGGAGUCUGCCACGCCCCUCCCCCCCACUUAGCCUCAUUUCCGGUUAGGCUGGUUUGAUUCAUUCAUUCACAUGUUACAUUCAUUCAUUCAUCACUGCAGCUGUGUGCUGGGAACCAUGUGAGGUGCCGGGAUACAAAGACAAAUAAGACCCAUUCCUGCCCUUCAGGACCUCACAGCUCGUGGUUUUCAUGUGUGGAGCUGUUCAGACCUGGGUCCUCAACCCCCAGUAGGUCACUAUUUAGUGGGAACUGACCCUAAUCCAGCAGGUAAGGGUAUGGACGCUGGCUCCUGCCCCCGCUGUGGUGUGACCCUGAGCUCCCCCACGUUGUUAAGUUGCUGCUGCUUGAGGAGUUCUGUUUGGAAGCAGGAAUUCUGAGUUCUUACCCUAGCUUUGCCAUUGGCUCUCUCGGUGUCCUUCACGAAUCCCUUCCUCCUUCCUGAAGCCAGGGUCUUGGGGCUCCGGUGCCUCCCUCGCUACCUUUUAUGACUCCGGCAGAAGCUCACCCCGCUGCACGCUGGUGGCAGCGCCGUGGCUGGUGGCAGGCCGUGUCUGGGCAGGAGCUGCCGGGGUCCGGGCUGCCCCCACCACGGAGUAACCUGAAGUCUGGAGCCUCCCAUUCCUCGUAGGUAAAGCAGGGCUGGUGGUGAGCAACGGCGUGCUUGGAGGCCAGGCAGGUGACAUGUUUGCACAGCAGCGGGCGGGCGUGGAGCGCCCCACGGGACCCCUUGAACAAAACCCGCCUUGCCGCACAAGAGGCAUUGUUGGUUUACCCUGGUGGGCGCCACUGCAUCUUGGGUGCAAUCCUUCAGUUUGGGGGGACCACUGCCCAGAGGCACGUGGGGAUGUGGAAAGCACAUGGAACUAGUUGAGAAGGGAUUUCCUCGCUGAUCCACAGCUUCCUGGACCACUGGAUUGAGUCCUCUCCCAGGCUUCCAUUCGGGCAGGCUGCUGGGCCGGCCUUGGAGUUCAGGGUCAGAGAGAGAAACCGUCAACCCCCAGCCAGACUUGGUCAGAGGCCUGGAGGACUGGCUAACACUGGCUGCCCAGACAGGAUGUGGCAAUGAGUGAGCAGACCCUGCGCCAGUGGACAAGGAUGGAGAGCCACACCCAGGAGGGCCGGAAAUAAUGCCCACCUAUCCCCACGUAGAAUGACUACCCUGGGAGGGUGAUUCCUUCCGCCCUGGCAGGGCUGCUGACUCUCAGCCUGCAAACCACUUCUGCAAAGAGCAGAAGGACUCAAGACUCUUCUUGUGGAUGGUCCCCUGCCCUGCAGCGCCACCAUGAGGCUCCUCGUGGCCCCCCUCUUGCUGGCUUGGGUGGCUAGUGCCACUGCCGCUGUACCCGUGGUGCCCUGGCGCGUGCCCUGCCCCCCUCAGUGUGCCUGCCAGAUCCGGCCCUGGUAUACACCGCGAUCCUCCUACCGUGAGGCCACCACCGUGGACUGCAAUGACCUAUUCCUGACGGCCGUGCCCCCCGCGCUGCCCGCAGGCACGCAGACCCUGCUGCUACAGAGCAACGGCAUUGUCCGAGUGGACCAGAGUGAGCUCGGCUACCUGGCCAACCUCACAGAGCUGGACCUGUCCCAGAACAGCUUUUCAGACACCCGAGACUGUGAUUUCCGUGCCCUGCCCCAGCUCCUGAGUCUGCACCUGGAGGAGAACCAGCUGACCCGCCUGGAGGACCACAGCUUUGCAGGGCUGGCCAGCCUGCAGGAGCUCUAUCUCAACCACAACCAGCUGUACCGCAUCGCCCCCAGGGCCUUCUCUGGCCUCAGCAACCUGCUGCGGCUGCACCUCAACUCCAACCUGCUGAGGGCCGUUGACAGCCGCUGGUUCGAGAUGCUACCCAACCUGGAGAUCCUCAUGAUUGGCGGCAACAAGGUGGACGCCAUCCUGGACAUGAACUUCCGGCCCCUGGCCAACCUGCGCAGCCUGGUGCUCGCGGGCAUGAACCUGCGGGAGAUCUCCGACUAUGCCCUGGAGGGGCUGCAAAGCCUGGAGAGCCUCUCCUUCUAUGACAACCGGCUGGCCCGGGUGCCCCGGCGAGCGCUGGAGCAGGUGCCUGGGCUCAAGUUCCUAGACCUGAACAAGAACCCGCUCCAGCGAGUGGGGCCCGGGGACUUUGCCAAUAUGCUGCACCUGAAGGAGCUGGGGCUGAACAACAUGGAGGAGCUGGUUUCCAUCGACAAGUUUGCCCUGGUCAACCUCCCCGAGCUGACCAAGCUGGACAUCACCAACAACCCCCGGCUGUCUUUCAUCCACCCCCGCGCCUUCCACCACCUGCCCCAGAUGGAGACCCUCAUGCUCAACAACAACGCUCUCAGUGCCUUGCACCAGCAGACAGUGGAGUCCCUGCCCAACCUGCAGGAGGUGGGUCUCCAUGGCAACCCCAUCCGCUGUGACUGUGUCAUCCGCUGGGCCAAUGCCACGGGCACCCGUGUCCGCUUCAUUGAGCCACAGUCCACUCUGUGUGCUGAGCCCCCAGACCUCCAGCGCCGCCCAGUGCGAGAGGUGCCCUUCCGGGAGAUGACGGACCACUGCCUGCCCCUCAUCUCCCCCCGCAGUUUCCCCCCCAGCCUCCAGGUGGCCAGUGGAGAGAGCCUGGUGUUGCACUGCCGGGCACUGGCUGAACCAGAACCCGAGAUCUACUGGGUCACUCCAGCUGGGGUUCGACUGACGGCUGCCCGGGCAGGCAGGAGGUACCAGGUGUACCCCGAGGGGACCCUGGAGCUGCGGAGAGUGACAGCAAAAGAGGCAGGGCUGUACACCUGUGUGGCCCAGAACCUGGUAGGGGCUGACACUAAGACGGUUAGUGUGGUUGUUGGCCGGGCUCCCUUGCAGCCAGGCAGAGACAAGGAACGGGGUCUAGAACUCCGGGUACAGGAGACCCACCCCUAUCACAUCCUACUGUCUUGGGUCUCCCCACCCAACACCGUCUCCACCAACCUCACCUGGUCCAGCGCCUCCUCCCUCCAGGGCCACGGGGCCACUGCCCUGGCCCGACUGCCACGGGGCACCCACAGCUACAACAUUACCCGCCUCCUUCAGGCCACGGAGUACUGGGCCUGCCUGCAAGUGGCCUUUGCUGACGCCCAUACCCAGUUGGCAUGUGUAUGGGCCAGGACUAAAGAGGCUGCUCCUUGUCACAGGGCCUUAGGGGACAGACCUGGGCUCAUAGCCAUUCUGGCUCUCGCCGUCUUCCUGCUGGCAGCCGGGCUGGCGGCCCACCUCGGCACUGGCCAGCCCAGGCAGGGAGUGGGGGGGCGGCCUCUCCUUCCAGCCUGGGCUCUCUGGGGCUGGAGCGCCCCUUCAGCCCGGGUGGUGUCUGCACCUCUUGUCCUGCACUGGAAUCCAGGGAGGAAGCUACCCAGGUCCUCAGAAGGGGAGACACUGUCACCACCAUUGUUGCAAAAUUCCUGAAGCUCAGCCUGUUCUCAGAGGUAGAGAAGUAUCUGGGACUACUAUUUACCAAAAGGGACGCAAUCUGGGCCAGAUGCCCUGCCAGGAACGUGACACAGACUCACGAGCUUGAGGCCUGGCAGCUGGACCAAGACAGCUGGCUCUGUGGCCCCAGGGGGUGCCCCUGCAGCCUCCAGAAGGCCACCCUUACCUUCUGGGCUCCUCUGCUGCCAUUCUGAGGAGCAUCUCCAAGGAAAAGGAAGCACUCUGGCUAGAGCCUCCCACCUCCCCAGUUGUCUAUAUGCCCAGAGGCUCCUGGGCCUCUGCCUGGAUGUCCGCUGCCUGUGUCCCCAGGCCCUUGGCCCACAGGCCGUGCCCCCUCCUCUUCUCUGUCUUUGUAAAGUCUCAGUUGCUUGCUCCUUCCCCUCCUGGGCAAGGGCUGAAGGAGGCCUCUCCUCCCCACCUUGGGGGACUGCUCCCCAAGUGGGCCCCCAGCUGGAUCUGAAGGACAUUUGGGAGCGGGAUGCCCGGGAGUGCCUCGUCCCGGCAGCCCAGGUCGGCACCUCGAGGUGGACUUUCUACAGGCAAUUUUGUACCUUCGUGGAGAAAUGUGUCACCUCCCCCCAGCCGAAGUCACUCUUUUCUCCUGUUUUGUAAAAAAAAAUAAAAAUAAAUAAGAAUAACAAUCAUAAGGGGAGGGGGAGG
This is a messenger RNA of Camelus dromedarius (Arabian camel), 5696 nucleotides long. RefSeq names its product leucine rich repeat neuronal 2 (gene LRRN2). The record is from RefSeq and is a predicted model, not a curated record. The transcript is spliced from 3 exons. Lineage: Eukaryota; Metazoa; Chordata; Mammalia; Artiodactyla; Camelidae. Bases 2874 to 5012 code for a protein of 712 amino acids. Gene Ontology annotation, molecular function: protein binding. Gene Ontology annotation, cellular component: extracellular matrix.